AUGCCCAAUGAUCGAUCAUCGAUGCCUCAAGACUCCGGGGGUCGAUGUUCCAAGGCUCCGGGUAUCGAUGUUCCAAGGCUCCGGGUGUCGAUGCCCCAAGGCUCCGGGUGUCGAUGCCCCAAGGCUCCGGGUGUCGAUGCCCCAAGGCUCCGGGUGUCGAUGCCCCAAGGCUCCGGGUAUCGAUGCCUCAAGGCUCAGGGUAUCGAUGCCCCAAGGCUCCGGGUAUACAUGCCCCAAGGCUCCGGGUAUACAUGCCCCAAGGCUCCGGGUAUCGAUGCCCCAAGGCUCCGGGUAUACAUGCCCCAAGGCUCCGGGUAUACAUGCCCCAAGGCUCCGGGUAUACAUGCCCCAAGGCUCCGGGUAUACAUGCCCCAAGGCUCCGGGUAUCGAUGCCCCAAGGCUCCGGGUAUACAUGCCCCAAGGCUCCGGGUAUCGAUGCCCCAAGGCUCCGGGUAUACAUGCCCCAAGGCUCCGGGUAUACAUGCCCCAACAGCCUUUUAA
This is a messenger RNA of Procambarus clarkii (red swamp crayfish), 501 nucleotides long. Lineage: Eukaryota; Metazoa; Arthropoda; Malacostraca; Decapoda; Cambaridae. The record is from RefSeq and is a predicted model, not a curated record.